Messenger RNA from Plasmodium gaboni, 1236 nucleotides. RefSeq lists its product as hypothetical. Gene Ontology annotation, molecular function: ubiquitin binding. The coding region runs from base 1 to 1236 and encodes 411 amino acids. The record is from RefSeq and is a predicted model, not a curated record. Lineage: Eukaryota; Apicomplexa; Aconoidasida; Haemosporida; Plasmodiidae. The transcript is spliced from 4 exons. Gene Ontology annotation, biological process: proteasome-mediated ubiquitin-dependent protein catabolic process. Gene Ontology annotation, cellular component: nucleus.
AUGAUAUCAAAGAAGGCAAUUGAUGAAUUUUUACUUUAUAUUGAAGAUGCAAAUGAAGAAACUGCUUUGUAUUACUUAGAGAUGUGUAAUGGUAGUGUUGAGGAAUCUUUAAAACUGUAUUAUGAUAUUAACGGGGAUAGCAUGAUACAAAGUAGAGAGUAUGAAAAUAAGAAUGAAAUUAUAAAUGAAAGAGAAAAUAUAACUGAAGGUAAUAAAUAUCAAAAUAAUAUAGAAACAACAAAGGAUAAUGAGAAAAAAAAUAUGUGUCCUCCUUGUGAUGAUUAUGUUAGAGCUCCUGACAAACAUUUCAGCCAAGCGUUAAUUAACGAUAUGGAUGAUUCAAAUUUUUAUACAUAUAAUAAUACAAAUAAAAAAAGUAAUAAAUCAAAAAUUCAAUUAGGAGAUACCUUUCAAAAACUUUUUUCUCCUCCUGAAUCUUUAAUAUGUUCAUUAUCAUUUGAAGAAGUUAGAAAAAAGUCUAAACACGAAAAUAAAUUUAUUUUAGUGAAUAUACAAAAUACAGAAUUUGAGUCUUUGAGAUUAAAUAGGGAUAUAUGGAAUAAUGAUGUUAUUCAACAAAUUAUAAAAAGCUCUUUCAUAUUGUGGUUACGAUAUGAAUAUGAUCAAGAUGCAGCACUUUUUAUGAACACCUACAAGGUGCAUAGGUUGCCAUAUUUAUGUGUCUUGUGUAAGCGAACUGGCAGACAAUUAAAAGUUUGGAAUAUUAGAAAUUUUCAAGAUCCUAUAUGUGCUCAAUCACAGUUGUAUGAAUUUAUUGAGAUGAUGGAAAUUAAAAGUACCUCUCGUAAUAUAAAUGAUAUAACAACAAGUUGUAAAAAUGUAAACACAAACAUGAGUGAUACGACAACUGUAAAUACUAUAAACACAACUAAUAUUAAUGUUAAUAAUAAUGAUGAUGAUGGUCAUGAUAAUGAUAUGAUUAAUAAUAUAAAUGAUAGAAAUAUAGAAACUUUUAAGGAACCAUUUAAAACUAUCCAACCUUCUGGGUAUGAUAAAAAUAAAUUAUUAUUCAAAGAAAAAACACAUCAAAUAUUACCAGAUGAAAAAAAAGAUAGUAUAAAUAAUUUAAAUAGUAAUUCAUAUAACAAUCAAAAUUUAAAAGAAAUAAAAAGUAAUGACAAAAAAACAGGAGAUGUUCUUGAAGAAUAUAAUACCAUAAAUAAUGAACUAUCUCAAUUGCAUAAAUUAAGAAUGCAAAGAUUUCAAAAAAAAUAA